This is a messenger RNA of Phragmites australis (common reed), 1617 nucleotides long. RefSeq names its product transcription factor IIIA-like. Gene Ontology annotation, cellular component: nucleus. The record is from RefSeq and is a predicted model, not a curated record. Gene Ontology annotation, biological process: regulation of transcription by RNA polymerase II. The transcript has 7 exons. Lineage: Eukaryota; Viridiplantae; Streptophyta; Magnoliopsida; Poales; Poaceae. The coding region runs from base 117 to 1253 and encodes 378 amino acids.
ACGGCGCCGUCUCCAGUCCACUCUCCCUCGCGCCGCCGCUAGCACGCUCCAUUCUCGCUCGCCCACGGUGCCAACUUCGACGACCGUCCUCGACUCCAAAUCCGAGGCGAGGUGAGAUGUGUUCCGGAGAUGAGAUCGAUGGAGAUGCAAGUGUUGAGCAGACAGGCUGCAAGGAUAUUAGGCGCUACAAGUGUGAAUUUUGCACUGUCAUUAGGUCAAAGAAAUGUCUAAUUCAGGCUCACAUGAUUGCGCAUCAUAAGGAGGAACUGGAGAAUUCAGAAUUAUACAAUUCAAAUGGAGAAAAGAUUGUUCAUGGGGGUGAACAUAGGUGCCUAGAGUGCGGAGCUUGUUUCCAGAAGCCAGCUCAUCUGAAGCAGCACAUGCAAAGUCACUCGAGUGAGAGACUCUUCAUUUGCCCACUUGAAGACUGCCCCUUCAGCUAUAAAAGAAAAGAUCACUUGAACCGGCACAUGCUUAAGCAUCAGGGCAAGCUGUUUAGUUGCACUGUGGACGGUUGUGAUAGGAAGUUCAGUAUCAAGGCAAAUAUGCAACGCCAUGUUAAGGAAAUGCACGAGGAUGAAAAUGUCACCAAGGGCAACCAGCAAUUUAUUUGCAAGGAGGAGGGUUGUAACAAGGCUUUCAAGUAUUCCUCGAAGCUGAAGAAACAUGAGGAGUCACAUGUUAAAUUGAACUAUUUGGAAGUCGUGUGCUGUGAACCAGGCUGCAUGAAGAUGUUCACAAAUGUUGAAUGUCUGAGGGCUCAUAACCAAUCUUGCCAUCAGUAUGUUCAGUGUGAGAUAUGUGAGGAAAAACACCUGAAGAAGAACAUUAAGCGACACCUACAAGCCCAUGACGAGGUGCCCUCUAGUGAAAGGAUUAAAUGCACCUUUGAGGGUUGUGAACGCUCCUUUUCCAAUAAAUCAAAUCUGACCAAGCAUAUGAAGGCGUGCCAUGACCAACUCAAACUUUUCUCAUGCCGAUUUGCUAGGUGUGAUAAAGCCUUUACCUACAAGCACGUCAGGGACAAACAUGAGCAAUCCAGCGCUCAUGUAUACAUUGAAGGAGACUUUGAGGAGAUCGAUGAGCAGUUGCGCUCACGUCCAAUAGGUGGACGAAAGAGGAAAGCCUUGACAGUUGAAAUGCUAACACGCAAGAGGGUGACCAUCCCUGGUGAGGCUUCGUCGUUGGACGACGGAGCAGAGUAUCUACGCUGGUUGCUCUCUGGUGGAGAUGGUUCAAGCCAUACUCAGUAGCCUCAGCAUCUUUUAGUAUGUUGGGAACUUACGAUCAGGAAGCUGUUAUGCUGUGUCGUACAUGAGCUUAUUUCAUGUACUACUCACGUUGGUGUAGUUAGAUAAGGAAGGUGUAUACAUGUAAGUAAUGUAGUUGAUAUAAUCUUAAUUUAGCAGCUUAGCAGUUCUGUCCGAUACUUAUUAGCUUUGUGUACUAGUUUAAGCUAGCCUCUGUAGUCCUCUGAUGCCAUUGUGUUUGGAUGAUCGUCCUUUAAAUGGAAACUCUGAUCUUGUAAGAUACUUGAUAAGAUGCUACGCUAGUAUCUGAAGCAAGUUUACUUGUAAAAAUGUUUGGUUAAUGGUGUAUUGUGUAAUAAUUCUUGCA